AUGUCCAAAAAUAUCACACCCGCAUCUUCAUACCUAUCCAAUGACUCUUCAUCAGAAGAGAGCCAAUACGCAAAAGACAUUGUGAUACCUGCCAAACCUAAUGAUUAUGAAACACUUUUCCGCAAAUUGGAUAUUGAAGAAAAUGGUCAAAUAACAUUUCGAGAUUUCACUAAAGCUAUGAGAAAGCUAAAGCAUCCCAUUAGUCAAAACCCUGAACUUUUAAAACAAGUGUUUAAUUCAUUUGAUGAGGAUCAAAACAAGAUUAUCGACUUUAACGAUUUCAAAAAGUAUUUGUCGACAACUGAUGAUCAAAUUUUAAAAGGUUUCAACAAGAUUGAUGAAGAUAAUGAUGGGAAAUUGAAAAAAGCCGAUUUUGUCAAGUAUCUAAAAGAUCAUUUGAAUCUCAAUGCAAGUCAGGUCAAUGUAGACUUACUUUUUAAACGAAUUGAUUACAAAAACGAUGGAUAUAUAACUUACGACGAGUUUAGGGAAUUUUUGAUAUUGAUGCCGCGAUUACACGGUUCAAGAAUACGAACAGCAUACACAUUUGUAGUGGAAAAUUUUGGGGUCAGUUCCGACGGUGAUGUCACGUUAAUCAAUCAAUUUCUUAAUGGAUUUGGAUUUUUCCUUGCUGGAGGACUAGCAGGUGUGGUAUCGAGAACAUGUACAGCUCCAUUUGACAGAAUCAAAGUGUUUUUAAUUGCCAGAACCGAUUUAACUUCAACCAUUCUCCAUUCAAAAGAGGAAAUAGCGCGUCAGAUUGCUUCUGGUGCUGAACAACACGUUAUUGAUCAAUUACGUGCUAAAUUGGCCCAUGCUGAAUUGGAAAAACAUAUACAAAUGACUAAAGCUACAACUUUAAGAGAAAAAACAAUUCGAUCUCCUAUAGUGCAAGCAGCAAGAACACUAUGGCUACAAGGUGGUAUCAAGGCAUUUUACGUUGGAAAUGGGCUAAAUGUGUUGAAAGUUUUCCCAGAAUCCGCGAUGAAGUUUGGUUCAUUCGAAGCAGCAAAGAGGUUUUUUGCCAGAAUCGAAGGUGUUGAUGAUGUGUCACAAAUCUCCAAAGUAUCGACGUAUUUGGCGGGUGGGUUUGGUGGUGUCGUAUCUCAAUUUGCCGUUUAUCCAGUAGAUACGCUUAAAUUUAGAUUACAAUGUUCGAAAUUGGAUAGUUCCCUACAAGGUAAUGCAUUAUUGAUCCAAACUGCCAAGGAUUUGUACCGAGAAGGAGGUAUGCGUGUGUUUUACCGUGGUAUAAUUGCUGGUAUCAGUGGUAUAUUCCCCUACGCUGCUCUUGAUUUAGGUACUUUUCAAACUAUCAAGACAUGGUUGAUCAAACGAGAAGCAAGAAGGUCAGGUUUAAGUGAAGAUGAAGUCAAGUUGCCAAAUUAUAUCGUAUUAUCAUUGGGUGCACUUUCUGGCUCAUUUGGUGCCACUGUUGUUUACCCUAUUAAUUCAUUGAGAACUAGAUUACAAGCACAAGGAACUUAUGCUCACCCGUAUACAUAUACUGGAUUCUUUGAUGUUUUUAGAAAGACCAUUGCAAGAGAAGGAUACCCGGGUUUGUAUAAAGGGUUGGUACCCAAUUUGGCAAAAGUUGCACCAGCUGUCUCAAUCUCGUAUUUUGUUUAUGAGAAUUUGAAAAACUUAUUUGGAUUACACAAUCAAGUAUAA
This is a messenger RNA of Lodderomyces orthopsilosis Co 90-125, 1671 nucleotides long. Its product is annotated as Ca(2+)-binding ATP:ADP antiporter. The record is from RefSeq and is a predicted model, not a curated record. Gene Ontology annotation, molecular function: ATP transmembrane transporter activity; calcium ion binding. NCBI's taxonomy places the organism in Eukaryota, Fungi, Ascomycota, Pichiomycetes, Serinales, Debaryomycetaceae. The transcript has a single exon. The coding region runs from base 1 to 1671 and encodes 556 amino acids. Gene Ontology annotation, biological process: transmembrane transport.